Mixia osmundae IAM 14324 is the source of this 828-nucleotide messenger RNA. RefSeq lists its product as uncharacterized. Gene Ontology annotation, molecular function: N-terminal protein N-methyltransferase activity. Gene Ontology annotation, biological process: N-terminal protein amino acid methylation. The record is from RefSeq and is a predicted model, not a curated record. Gene Ontology annotation, cellular component: cytoplasm. Lineage: Eukaryota; Fungi; Basidiomycota; Mixiomycetes; Mixiales; Mixiaceae. The transcript is spliced from 3 exons. The coding region runs from base 1 to 828 and encodes 275 amino acids.
AUGCCAGUGCGUAGGCCGAUCAGACGAGGCAAGGUCAGGCAAAAGCCGAGCAUAGCAAAGGAACAAGUUCUGCAGCCCGACUAUCAAGCCGGCGUAUCCUACUGGGCGCAGACGCCCGCCUCCCUGUCCGGCGUCAUGGGAGGCUACGGCGACUCCACCCAGCUGCCGAGAGUGGACGCACUCGGUUCGCGUACACUCCUUCUCACGCUCCUACCGGCAUUAUCGAGCCUGAGCGGUCCUCAUGCGACUUUGCCCCAAAGGACGCGAAGGAUGAGAGCCUUGGAUUGUGGUGCGGGGAUUGGAAGGGUGACGAACAGAGUCUUGCUGCCCUUGUUCGAUUCUGUCGACUUGGUCGAACCGCUCGAACAUUUCGUCGAGCAAGCAGUACAUGACUGUCCGGCUUGGUAUGGCAUGCAUCCCUCCUCGCCCUCGCCACCGCUCGCCAAGCGCGUUCGCUUCUUCCAAUGCGGCUUGCAGACCUUCGAUCCCGCCAAACCUGAUCUUGCUACUCUUGCUGCUGCGUUGACAGGGACCGGAUCAGUGCUCGAGGAGGAAGAAGAGCCAGGGUACGAUGUCGUCUGGAUACAGUGGUGCAUCGGCCACCUGUCGGAUACCGACUUUAUCGCUUUCUUGCAACGUUCCAAAGCUGCACUGAGACCGAACGGCAUGAUCAUGGUCAAAGAGAACCUAGCGCCUGCGGACGAGUCGCUCUUUGAUGCUGACGAUUCUAGCAUCACCAGAUCCGACCAGAACUUUCUGACCUGCUUCGCCCAAGCCGGUCUGAGCAUCAUCCGUCAGGAUAUCCAGCAUGAAGGACAACAGAUCUAA